Messenger RNA from Sinocyclocheilus rhinocerous, 731 nucleotides. It is a transcript of the gene supt4h1, whose product is annotated as SPT4 homolog, DSIF elongation factor subunit. Gene Ontology annotation, cellular component: nucleus; DSIF complex. The coding region runs from base 88 to 441 and encodes 117 amino acids. Gene Ontology annotation, molecular function: RNA polymerase II complex binding; zinc ion binding. The record is from RefSeq and is a predicted model, not a curated record. The transcript is spliced from 5 exons. NCBI's taxonomy places the organism in Eukaryota, Metazoa, Chordata, Actinopteri, Cypriniformes, Cyprinidae. Gene Ontology annotation, biological process: transcription elongation by RNA polymerase II; regulation of DNA-templated transcription; transcription elongation-coupled chromatin remodeling.
AAGAAGAAGAAGAACUCGUCGAAACAAUCGUUGUUCCGAGGCAUCUAUAACUAAUUUUUUAAAAUUUAAAAAUUCAAAGCAACAGAAAUGUCUCUGGAGACUGUCCCGAAAGAUCUGCGUCAUUUGAGAGCGUGUCUGCUGUGCUCUCUUGUCAAGACUAUUGAUCAGUUUGAGUACGACGGGUGUGAUAACUGUGAAUCAUACCUGCAGAUGAAGGGCAACCGAGAGAUGGUUUAUGAAUGCACAAGCUCUUCUUUUGAUGGUGUUGUUGCUAUGAUGAGCCCGGAGGACAGUUGGGUGGCAAAAUGGCAAAGAAUCGGUAACUUCAAGCCAGGUGUCUAUGCAGUAACGGUAACGGGUCGGUUACCUCCAGGUGUGGUGCGAGAGCUUAAGAGCAGAGACGUCAUCUACAGAUCUAGAGACACGGCUGUUAAAACAUGAAAACAGUUUGCAUCAGUUUAUGAAUCACAUGUUUGUAAGGCUACACUCAUAACCAGCUGUUUUAGUGACUGCUUAUCUGUUAUUGUCUGUUAUUUCAUGUCUUAUGAUUUUCUGUUUUACUUUUGGAGCGAUUAUGGUUUGAUGAUGGAUAAAUUACUCACACUUUGUUUGUGUGUGUAUAUACAGUAUAUAUAUAUGGUCAGUAGGGUUUCUACAGUUAAAAAGGUCAUACCCCUGGUUUCACAGACGAGGCUUAAGCUAGUCCCAGACUAAAAUGCAUGUUUGAGCUG